Nelumbo nucifera (sacred lotus) is the source of this 1691-nucleotide messenger RNA. RefSeq names its product zinc finger (CCCH-type) family protein / D111/G-patch domain-containing protein. The record is from RefSeq and is a predicted model, not a curated record. Lineage: Eukaryota; Viridiplantae; Streptophyta; Magnoliopsida; Proteales; Nelumbonaceae. Gene Ontology annotation, molecular function: nucleic acid binding; metal ion binding.
UUCGUUCCGGCGAGGACCGCGAGGUAGUGCACGGCCAUCCUUCGAUCUUCGUUUCCGUCACUCUCGAUGGCGAACGAAGAAGAAAGUGUUCUCGAGCAGCAGCUCGAGCUUCAACUAGAAGAACAGAAGGAAUCCUUGACGGCUUUAAAGGAAGCCCUAGCUUCUGACCCAGCUAAUGCGGAGCUUCUUGCGGUUCAUGAGGAACUUGUUCUCGCAAUCAGAGAUGCAGAGGAAGGGCUUCUUCACCUCAAACGUUCACGGUUAUUGCGUGAAACUGAUUUACUUAUAUCAGUACAAAAUUGUGAAGCUACUGCUGAGAAUGCUAAGGUGGAGCUAUUUGAUGCAGAAGCCACAGAUGUGAUGGUGGAACCUCUUGGUCCGACACAUGUUGAAGCAGAACCAGUGAAAGAUCAAGGUUUUGCAGUUGGAUCAAAAUGUAGAUUCCGUCACACUGAUGGACGAUGGUAUAAUGGUUGCAUAGUUGCGUUGGAAGGUUCUAGUUCUGCAAGGAUCUCUUUUCUUACACCCACAUCUGAAAACAUGUUGAUGUGCAAGUUCUUUUUACAACAACGAUGUCGAUUUGGUACCAAUUGCCGCUUGUCUCAUGGAAUCAAUGUUCCUAUUUCUUCCCUCAAGAAGUAUAUUCCCACAAGAUGGCAAGAGUCAUUGAUAGGUUCUAGCAUCUGGGCAGUUUCAGAAAGCAAGGCUGGCAUUUGGAGGGAAGCAGAACUUGAGUCAUGGGAUGAUGUGAUUGGAAUGGGUCAAGUUGUCUUUCGAGAUGAUGGAAGUUGUGCAAAUCUUGGGAGUGAGGCACUUUCAUUGUCUGAAUAUGCUGAAAUGAGUGUAGAUGAAGAAGAUGAUGAUGAUGAUUCAAGUUCAGACAAUUCUGAUUCCAGCUGCUAUGAAGAAGAGGACUCUCGAGGUCUUGGAUUUCUGGAAGCAACAACACGACAACGAGGCAUCCAGACUGAAACAACAGUAUUUGCCAAGUGGGAGCAUCACACCCGGGGCAUAGCUUCCAAGAUGAUGGCUAACAUGGGUUACCGAGAAGGGAUGGGCUUGGGUGCAUCGGGACAAGGAAUGGUGCACCCAAUUCCUGUAAAAGUUCUCCCACCAAAGCAAUCACUUGAUCAUGCACUGGAGUCACGUGAAAAUGAGGAAAACAAGGAAAAUCAAGGAAAGAAGCGCACUAGAGGUGGCAAGAGAAAGCGUGAUAAGAAACAUGCAGCUGCUGCACGGGCUGCAAAAGCUGAAGAGGAAUCAAGGCCAAGCGUCUUCAGUUUCAUCAAUAACCAGCUAGCUAUGCAAGGCGAAGCUCAAAAUGGCCUUGCAAAAAAACAACAGGCUAAAGGUGAAAAGGAUGCAAAGAAAGAAGACAGACGGGCCCUGGUAGCUUAUGAUGAUGAGGUGAAGGAGCUAAGGUUCCGGGUUGAGAAGCUAGAAGAAAUGGUGAAUCGGAACAGGAAAGAAAAGGUGGUUUAUGAAGCUGCUUUGAGGAAGCUCAAUGAGGCCCGCAAGGCCUUGGCAGAUGCAGAGGCAGCCCAUGCAUCUGCAUCCAAUGCUGUUGUUAGCAAGGAGAAAGAGAAGAGGUGGCUCAAGUUUUGAAUGCACUUUCUGUUACUGUUGCCUGACAUUUUACAUGUUUGAUAUGAUUAUUAGAUUAUAAUACCAAAUUCUAACCUUCCAAAGUC